Molecule: messenger RNA, 1866 nt
Organism: Zootoca vivipara (common lizard)
Lineage: Eukaryota; Metazoa; Chordata; Lepidosauria; Squamata; Lacertidae
Gene: ARL6IP5
Product: ARF like GTPase 6 interacting protein 5
Biological process (GO): negative regulation of transport
Cellular component (GO): membrane
Source: RefSeq, a predicted model, not a curated record
UGCUGACGUAGCGCCGCCGCCGCUGCUGCAGGGUUCCGGAUGGGAGAGGCAUUAUGGACGUGCAAGUAGCUCCGCUGAGAUCCUGGGACGAUUUCAUUCCGGGCCACGACCGCUUCGCCUUGCCGGAUUUCAAAGACAUUUCCAAAUGGAACAACAGGGUGGUCAGCAAUUUGCUCUAUUACCAGACCAACUACCUGGUAGUGGCGGCUACCGUGAUCUCCAUAGUGGGAUUUCUGAAUCCACUGAGCAUGAUCCUCGGUGCUGCUGUUGUGGUCCUGGUGUUCACAGCAUUUGUGUGGGCAUCGCACAACAAAGACUUCAUUGGCAGGUUUAAGAAGCACUAUCCAGCUGCCUUCGUCGUCGCCAUCAUAUUGUUGAGCUACUUUCUGAUCUCCUUUUUCGGGGGUGUCAUGGUGUUCAUGUUCGGAAUUACGUUUCCUCUGUUCUUGAUGUUUGUCCAUGCUUCCUUGAGGCUUCGGAACAUCAAGAACAAACUGGAGAACAAGAUGGAAGGCAUAGGCUUGAAGAAGACUCCCAUGGGCAUUGUGCUGGACCUUCUUGAACAGCAAGAAGAAGGCAUCACCAAACUGGCUGACUACCUGGCUAAAGCGAAGGAGUAAAAAAACACGCAUGCGACUUAUGGCUCUUUGGGCGCUUGGUUGGGCUUGCCCAGCAUCGCUUUUCAGUCUGGGUGUGUAACAAUACGCAGACUGUGAAGAUGAAGUGUGGCAAAAUAAACAACCCCAAGUUGUUCAAGGAAACCCUGACCAGGAUGGGGAGGUGAUAGUAACCCUUCUGUGACAUGCUAAGAGAUCUGACACACAAAUCCAAUUGGUGGGUCUUAGCACUAUUUGGGGGGGGGGAGGGAAUUGAAGGAAUGCCUUCUUUAAAACUACUUGUCUAUGUUAGUGUUUUUCAAAGUAUUCAAAGUGCACUAAAUGCAAGCAGCCCCUUUCACUCGCCUGUCUGUCCAAGGAGAUAAAUCCAAAAUUAGUAUGAAUGAGGUCUUUAAAGUCCAUUUUACAGUGUUUUGCAGUGAAUCUUAAUGUGCCUCUUGAGUGGUCUGUGUUCCCAAAUGGAGAAGUGGAGAACUCAAAUGUAGUCACAUAACAUGCACAGCUUGUUAGGACAAAUCCUUACCUUCGUUCUGCAUGAGAAUUGCAAGUCUGCAUAGAUAACAUCUAGCAAACAAACAUUCCUUCAGUGAACCUAUGCAGAAUUAAAAUAUUUGGGGGGCAGGGAGUUGCAUAACAACACGAACAUGAUUUUCUGUGCAUGCCACAUCCAACAUGCUUUUAUAUAAUAGAAUUAUGUAAUUAUUUAACUCUGCCCGGCUUGAUCUGCUAUUAAAUAGAAGUAUGAGUCCUUUAAGAGCCUUUAGUCAACACUUAUAGAUAUAUUUUAUAGAACAGAUGAACUGGAAAAUGGACUCUUAAUUUUUGCUGAUAAUGUAUUGUACUGGAACGAAGGGUGGGACUGUCCUGGUUUUAUUUCCUAUAAGGGGAAAAAAACCAGUUCAUGCAACCUUUUACAACAUAUUUAAAGCACCUUGAAUUUUUGCCUGAAAGAUGGUUGAAAACUUUAUUCUAGUCCAACAUUGCAUAUCACACACCUGUAUUUUCUUUCUCCUGUGUAUUUAUGUGCUGUGAUCAGACUUGUUUAUUUAUGCAGCAGAUGUCCACAGAAUAAUAUCUCUCAUGUGAUUCUUAGGAUUGGUGUUAGCAUUGUAGUCCUCUGCCCACUCUUCCUUUUAUUGAGAGAUGUAAUGCCUCAUUCCAUACCUUAAUUGUAAAAUGAUUAGUAUUUUGUUGGAAAUAUGGCUCUAUCUAUGUAUUCUAGGAUUUAAGAGAAGUAAAUUGGUUUUGA